AUGAUUUUCUUUAUUCUUUAUCAAAGUACUAGUUUUGAACCAUUUGAUUACAGAGAUGAAAAUCAAGAAGUUCUUAUUGGUUGUUCAUCUGAAUUAAGUGGUGAAGUUGUUAUUCCUCGAACUGUCAAAGAAAUAUAUAGUGAAGGUGAAUAUAAUUAUGCCUUCAAGAAUUGUAGAGAAACAAUCACAUCAAUUAAAUUUGAAGAAGAUAAUAAAAUUAUCAGUAUUAAUAAUUAUAGCUUUUAUGAAACAAAAAUAGAAUCAGCAGAUCUCAGUAAUUGCAAUCAUCUUACAUUGCUAAAUGGAACAGUCUUUCGUGAUUGUAGAAGAUUGAAAUCAGUUUUACUUCCUCCAAAUAUUUCAAGUAUAGGAAGUUUUUGCUUUUAUUUUAAUGCUUUAACAUCAGUAGAUUUACCAGAUUCUGUAGAGACUAUUUAUGAAUAUGCAUUUAGAUAUAGUGGUUUAACAACCAUAAAUAUUUCAAAAAAUUCUAAUUUGAAAAAAAUAUAUUAUGGGUGCUUUGAUAACGCAAAAUUUACAACAUUUUUUAUUCCGAAAUCAUUAGAUGAAAUAUCGUCUGAUGCAUUUAGUUAUUGUUUUUGUUUGGAAAACAUAUCAGUCGAUCCAGAAAAUAAAUGUUAUAAAAGUGAUUCUAAAAAUGUUUUUACAGGAACAGAUAAUUCAACGUUAUUUAGAGUUGCAUCAUCAUAUUCAGGUGAAUAUAUUGUUCCGAGUUAUGUAACAAAAAUUUCUAAUUGGUGCUUUUUUAAAGCGAAUAUUUCAUCUAUUCAACUUCAUAACAAUAUUACAUGUAUUGGUGAUAAUGCAUUUAAUUAUUGCAGUUUACUUUCAUACAUUGAGUUACCAAUGAAUAUUACAUGCAUUGGCGCCCUAACAUUUUAUUUUUGCACAUCGUUAUCAAGUAUUGCAAUCCCAGACAAUGUAAUUUAUAUAGAUGUUCUAGCAUUUUCUUAUUGUUCAUUAAAAAAUAUCACAAUCCCAGAAAAAGUAACACAUAUUUUUGGAGGGGCAUUUUGUGACUGUAGAUCACUUUCAAAUAUCAUAAUUCCAAAAAAUGUAAUAUAUAUUGGUGAUGGUGUAUUUUCUCGGUGUACUAGCUUAACUAAUAUUACAUUCCUAAAUAAUAUCAAUACUAUCACAUUUAAAAGAAACGCAUUUGAACAUAUUCAAAAUCCCAUGAAUAUCUACAUCCCAGGCAAGUUUAUUAUUUCUAUUUUAAUUAAUUUAGAAGAAGAUGAUGAAGAGGAUUUUAAUGAAGAAGACUAUUUCUCCGUAUUUCCAAAUGGAAGUAAUUUAUAUAUUACCAGCCAAACAGUUUUAUCAAACUCAUCUAGAGCUUUAUUUGGAGAAAAGCGAUUUCAUGUUCACUUUGAUAACACAAUUAAACUUUCAGAUCAAACUACAAUUGAUGUUCUUCAAUAUAUUUCCAUUGAAAAUAUCUCUAUUGCACUCUUAGCUCCUAAAACACUGCAUAACAAUAUUUGGUAUCCAUCUAAACUUUUCCAUCUCAUGAAUCUCUUCAUAAGCAUUAGCAAACGAGCUGUUUCUUGA
This is a messenger RNA of Trichomonas vaginalis G3, 1572 nucleotides long. RefSeq lists its product as uncharacterized. The record is from RefSeq and is a predicted model, not a curated record. Bases 1 to 1572 code for a protein of 523 amino acids. The transcript has a single exon. NCBI's taxonomy places the organism in Eukaryota, Parabasalia, Trichomonadida, Trichomonadidae.